This is a messenger RNA of Salarias fasciatus (jewelled blenny), 2521 nucleotides long. RefSeq names its product DEAD (Asp-Glu-Ala-Asp) box polypeptide 27 (gene ddx27). Bases 128 to 2383 code for a protein of 751 amino acids. The record is from RefSeq and is a predicted model, not a curated record. Lineage: Eukaryota; Metazoa; Chordata; Actinopteri; Blenniiformes; Blenniidae. Gene Ontology annotation, molecular function: ATP binding; nucleic acid binding; RNA helicase activity. Gene Ontology annotation, cellular component: cytosol. The transcript has 21 exons.
CGGAAGUAAACCGCUGUCUGUUUUCGCACGUGCACGCGGAGAAUCGUUGGAGACCAGCAGCGGCCCACAGCUGAUCCAGACCCGGUCCAGACCCGGUCCAGACCCGGUCCGUCACUCCCUAUCCGUCAUGCUGGAGCAGGUGGAUCUGGUCGGGACCAUCCCGGAGGACUACCAGAGUCCGGAGGAACCCGACAGCGAGUCCGAGCAGGAGGAUCAGCCCAUCGUCCUGAACAGGAAGAGGAAGUUCGGCGCUCGCAGGUCGAAUGAUUUUAACUUGGACUUUAAGUUUGGAGACGGAGCGAAGACGGAGGAGGAAGAGGAGGACUGGGCCAUGGCCGACGUGAUGAAGCAGCUCAAGAACAAGAGAACCGUGACGACCCUGGACCAGAAGAUAGAGCAGAUCAGAAAGAGGAGGAGAGCCCAGGAGAAAGGAUCUCAGGGUGUGGACGGAGCAGCAGGGAAGAAGGACGAUGAAGAUUCUGAUGUUAAACCUGAGGAGGAAGAGGAGGAUGAGGAGGAUGAAGAGGAGGCGGAGUUUGGCUCCAGUGACGAAGAGAUUCUGACCCAAUCAGACACACUGAGAGAGAAGGAGCGGCGCGGGAGGAAGAGGAGGGACGAAGAGGAGGCCGCCGUGUCGUUUUCUGAAGAUGCCUCCCAGUUUGAUGAUCAGCUGACUUUUGACCAGAUGAACCUGUCCAGACCCAUCCUGAAGGCCGUCUCCGCUCUGGGGUUCCAGCAGCCCACUCCGAUCCAGAAGGCCUGUGUCCCGGUGGGUCUGCUGGGCCGGGACCUCUGCGCCUGUGCUGCUACCGGGACAGGGAAGACGGCGGCCUUCAUGCUCCCGGUCCUGGAGCGUCUGAUCUAUAAGCCCCGGGCGCUGCAGGUGACCCGGGUCUUGGUGCUGGUUCCGACCCGGGAGCUGGGGAUCCAGGUCCACUCUGUGGCCCGGCAGCUGGCCCAGUUCACCUCCGUCACCACCUGCCUGGCCGUCGGCGGUCUGGACCUGAAGUCCCAGGAGGCGGCGCUCCGAGCCGGACCGGAUGUCCUGAUCGCCACUCCGGGCCGCCUGAUAGACCACCUCCACAACACCCCCAGCUUCCAGCUGGCCCACAUCGAGAUCCUGAUCCUGGACGAGGCCGACAGGAUGUUGGACGAGUACUUCGAGGAGCAGAUGAAGGAGAUCAUCAGACUGUGCUCCUACAGCCGGCAGACCAUGCUGUUCUCCGCCACCAUGACGGAGGAGGUGAAGGACCUGGCCGCCGUGUCCCUGAAGAAGCCGGUCCGGAUCUUCGUCAACAGCAACACCGACGUGGCUCCGUUCCUGCGGCAGGAGUUCGUCCGGAUCCGGCCUCACCGGGAGGGGGACCGCGAGGCCGUGGUGGCCGCCCUGCUGACCCGGACCUUCCAGGACCACGUCAUGCUGUUCACCCAGACCAGGAAGCAGGCUCACCGCCUCCACAUCCUGCUGGGCCUGCUGGGCCUGAAGGCCGGGGAGCUGCACGGGGAGCUGAGCCAGAGCCAGAGGCUGGACAACCUCAGGCGUUUCAAAGACGAGCAGAUCGACGUCCUGGUGGCCACGGACGUGGCGGCUCGAGGUCUGGACAUCCACGGAGUCAAGACGGUCAUCAACUUCACCAUGCCGUCCACACUGAAGCACUACGUCCACCGUGUGGGACGGACGGCUCGCGCCGGACGCUCUGGACGCUCGGUGUCUCUGGUGGGAGAAGCAGAGAGGAAGACGCUGAAGGACGUGGUGAAGACGGCCAGGACCGCCGUGAAGGCCAGGGUGCUGCCGCCAGACGUUGUCCUGAAAUUCCGAGAUUUAAUCUCUAAACUGGAGAAAGACGUUGAAGCUGUUUUGAAAAUGGAAAAAGAAGAACGAGAGCUGGCUGCUUCCGAGGCCAAGCUGAGUGUGGCUCAGAAGCGUCUGCAGGACUCGUCCUCCUCCAGCCAAUCACAGCGAGCCUGGUUUCAGACUCAACAGGAGAGGAAGCAGAGCCGCGUGUCCAAGGCUCUGCAGGAGUUUGAUUUGGCUCUGAGAGGGAAGAAGAAGAGAGAGAAGUUCGUGAAGGACGGUCGCAAGAAAGAGCUGACGUCUGAGGAGCGCGCUCAGUUCGAGAUCCUGAAGGCCCAGAUGUUUGCUGAGCGAGCAGCCAAGAGGGAGAGACGACCCAAGAGAGCCCGGGCCAUGAUGGAGGAGGACACUCCUGCUAAAGCAGCCAAUCAGAAGGCAGGAAAAGGAGGAAAGAAGUCUGUGUUUGAUAAAGAGCUGACCAACACCAGCAAGAAGAGUCUGAAACUCUACAGAUCUGGACCGUCUUUCGAGGACAGGAAGCGCCUGGGGCUGGACAGGAAGUCCAGGUUCCAGAAGAAGAAGAAGUGAGGCUUGUGACUGUGCGGAGUCACGUUGUCUUUGUGUGCCGACGGUGUGGGGUCGGGUGACGGUGAUGGAGCCGCGCCCGUUUGUGUCUGGAUGCGUUUGUAUCUCAUUUCCUUUGAAAAAUAAAAGCAUUGAAACAUU